Messenger RNA from Opisthorchis viverrini, 462 nucleotides. RefSeq lists its product as hypothetical. The record is from RefSeq and is a predicted model, not a curated record. The transcript has a single exon. NCBI's taxonomy places the organism in Eukaryota, Metazoa, Platyhelminthes, Trematoda, Opisthorchiida, Opisthorchiidae. Bases 1 to 462 code for a protein of 153 amino acids.
AUGAAUGCGUCUGAACACGCGUCGACCGAAAACGUGUUGCCGUUUGUCGUGUGCGCUGUCUGCAUAAGUCGCGUCUUGGUCGUGUGGGCUGGUGGAUUAAUGGCCCACGUGUCCUGUUCGCGCUAUACUGAGGUGAUUGAUUUGUCGGGUACCAAUACAAUCCGAAACGCGUCUUUCACCAUACAGCCCCAUGAACGACUGGUUGUUGAUGUCAACCUGGAAACGCAACUUCGUUCCCCGUGCUCUAUUUCUCCAACGUUUAGCAUCGCAGAUAUACUGGCACCACCCUUUGACGUGCACCGAGCUACUCGAGUAGAUGAAUGCCUCAGUCCGAAGUCUCCAGACGAGGCGAAGCCAUUGUUGGCGUCUGGAACAGCUACCCCGGCGGGUGAGUCUUCCGAUUCCCCUGGUCUUGGCAGUAUUUCUUUCAGCGGUGACAAAAAAAUGCCAUCCGCGUGCUGA